Messenger RNA from Dreissena polymorpha, 3011 nucleotides. RefSeq lists its product as uncharacterized. The transcript is spliced from 6 exons. Bases 296 to 778 code for a protein of 160 amino acids. The record is from RefSeq and is a predicted model, not a curated record. NCBI's taxonomy places the organism in Eukaryota, Metazoa, Mollusca, Bivalvia, Myida, Dreissenidae. Gene Ontology annotation, molecular function: calcium ion binding. Gene Ontology annotation, cellular component: myosin II complex.
CUAUCACGGUCUUAAGUAUUGGAAACUUGUCGAUCUGUUUGUUUACGUUUGUCCCUAUAGGCGAGUCAUUGAAAUAUUUUUCAUUUAACAGGAUUUACGAACUAUUGUUUGUGAAAUACUAGAAUUAACACAUUAUAACUGGGAAGAUAAACUGAUGAACCAUCUUACACUAUUUAUCGUUUGCGAUAUUAUAUCGAAUUGAUUUGAGUUAAUAUUUAAUGAGAUAACCGACGAGACUUCGUUUGUACGUGAAUUUUAUUUUGGACACAGAACACACGUUUAACGUUUGUGUUGUAUGUAUAACACUUCGGAUAACAACAUGGCCGGUAUGCAGCCUUCCGAAGAUGAACAGAUUUUGGAGGAGGCGUUUAACCUCUUUGACAAGGACAACAACGGGAAGAUCAGUAUCAGCGAGUUCGGCAUGGUGCUGCGGGCGGUGGGCUUCAACCCUUCUGACAAAGAGGUGGAACAGUUUGUCCUGCAGCUCGACAAGGAUGGGUCUGGUCAGCUGGAGUUCAAGGAGUUCCGGAUGUUCUACAGCGACUACAAGAAGAAGCACAAGAACAACGAACAGGCCAUCGCAAACGCCUUUAAAGCAUUCGACAAGAACGGCAACGGUUACAUCGAGGCAAAGGAACUCAAAGCAAUCUUACACAACUGCGGCCAGAUCAUCUCCGAUACAGAGAUAGACGAGAUGAUCAGUGUUGCCGACUUUAACGCGGACGGAAAGAUAGACUACAAAGAGUUUGCGAAAUUUAUUUGCAAGCCGGUGAAGUAGAAAGAGAGCUCCAUGUGACUUUAGAAGUGCAGAGCACGUAAUGGCAGCGUACACAUAUCUGUGACGUCAUCGUCAGCUGUGACGUCAUUUCAAUUACAUGUAUUGAUGCCUUAAUGUACAUUGUAUAUGGUUUGUUUAAUACCUCGUUUAAAUAAGUGAUUUUUUGAAGUUUAGCAAAUGUGUUGUAUACAGAUGAACAUUUUUGGCAAAUAUGUGGUAUAAUAUUAUAUAAAUGAACAAGCUUGCAAACAUUAUGUAUGGUUGGUUUUUGUGUCAAGAAAAUGCUAAAAAAAUAUUUCGAAAUGGUAAUGGGACUAACUUUACACGUUUUUAUCAUAAAUGCACAGUCAAAUUACAAUGUCUCUAAAGGUUAUGUUGUUUUAAAAUACGCACUGUAAAGUUAUUAUGUACGCGAUAUCCCCUGCAACUUUGUAAUUGUCACAGACAGAGACUCAUUGAGGCUAGAUCUUCAUUAACGAAACCAAAUGGGAUUGAUUAGUCGUUUGUGUAGGUAGGUCUAUGAUACAGAGUCUGUCCCAUGUAAAUAUUGUAUUUGUAUUUUUCUCAUUUUUGUUUAUACGGAUCUGCUUAAGGAUUUUAGUCAACGCAGUGAUAGAAUUAUAAUGCAUUAAUUGAUAAUUGUUAAUUUGCAAUGUUUGAAAAUGAUUCACACAUGUGUAAAAUCCCUAUCAAUCUUCCUCUAUCCACACCGCUGUUAUUAUGCUUAACAUUGUCGCCAUAGUGCUCGUAAAAUUUCGAAUAUUGAACAAGUACAGUAAUAUGAUAUACAUGAACAUGAACGUAAUAUUACAUCCAACAUGGAGUUGAGGUACUUAAAUGUUUACUUGUUGUAAUACGAGAACAUCUCUUAAUGUACUAUCGGUAAUCCAAUGUGACCCUUUUUUGCUAGUACGGUUUGUAAGAAUCCAUUUUAUCAAAUAAUCCUACCCAAUAUCUAAAUGUAUGUUCAUUCAAAUUUUAGACAAUUCUUACUUUUCUCUUGUGAGUAUUUGCUAAUAUUUCUGCUUCCGUAAACAUGUAUAUACCGACAUGAACAUUGCAAUACUUAUUAUCAAAAAUCAAUUUUUAUUUAAGGAUACGCUCAAGUAGCUAAUGUAGAUUCUUUAUUUGCUCGUAGAUCGUAUUGCUUAUUUUUAUGUUAACACUUUUUACGCAUUAAAUAGGAUGUAUACAUGCCUUUCAUGAUUUGUCCGAGGGCGAAUUAUUACCCAAUUUGAUUUUUGCCGAACUAUUCAUUGACUUUUGCAGUCCUUGAUUGACGAUUUACUAAAAACAAUAGCUCGAAAUACGACUGGUCUGUUUUAUCUGCCAGCAGUUUUUUUGCCUUAUUUUACAUGCUUUAUUUUAUGAACUUUUUGUCGUUAUUCAUUAUCAAAUCAACGGAAAUACAGAUAGUUGGCCUACUCGAUAGUAAAAUGGCAGGGUUUAUUUAAGGAAUGAAUGAGUAUUUAGUUAAACAAAAUGACUGUGUUCUGCAUUUAAUUAUGUCUAAUAUUUGAAUCAGUAUGCACAUCGAAUAUAAGAACGAGUCCAUUUGUUUCUCUGAGCAAUGGAUGAAGGAGUUGGUAAAGUUAUGGUUAUACUUAUACAGUUAUAGUUACACAUUUAUACUUAUCCAGUUAUACUAAAACGUGAUUACUUUUUCAGUUAUAUUUUCACAGUUACAGUAACACAGUUAUUCUUAAACGUUUAUACUGUUUCAGUUAUAUGUUCACAGUUAUAGUUAUACUUACAACGUUAUACUUAUACGGUUAUACUUACACAAUUAUACGUUAUACAGUUAUACUUGAACAUGAAUAUUUGAUUGUUUUGAAACUUCAGUCGCGUUACACUUACUGAGAAUGCAAUUACACUACAUGUACAUAUUUUAUUGUUAAUCAUCAGUGUUAUUGACGCAUAUUCUGAUCAUUUCGGUGUCAUUCAAACUCUUAUAUAAACAAAUCAUCUUAGUAAUCCAAUAGAGCGUGCACUAAUGUGCGAUGUAUGUAAAAUAUAGAUGAACAAGAUAUUUGGGAGAUAUGCGGUGGUGCUGAAGAAAGAAGCUUUGGUUGCGGGUCAGGAUAAAACUCGGCAGCAUAACACGUGCCAAAGUGUACUUUACAUUUUGUAAGAUUAUCAUUUUUGUAAUUAUAUUCUUUCUUCUUGUACGUUUUUAUAUUAGAAUGUAAAUUAAUUAACAUAGAAUAAGAUAAUUAAAAUACUAAAAAAGAAA